This is a messenger RNA of Helicoverpa zea (corn earworm), 2082 nucleotides long. Its product is annotated as L-lactate dehydrogenase-like. Gene Ontology annotation, biological process: carboxylic acid metabolic process. Bases 513 to 1715 code for a protein of 400 amino acids. NCBI's taxonomy places the organism in Eukaryota, Metazoa, Arthropoda, Insecta, Lepidoptera, Noctuidae. The transcript is spliced from 8 exons. Gene Ontology annotation, molecular function: oxidoreductase activity, acting on the CH-OH group of donors, NAD or NADP as acceptor. The record is from RefSeq and is a predicted model, not a curated record.
UCUACACAGCAUAACUACUCACACCGUCUGAUCGUUCUGACUAAUAUCUUGUGAAAUUCAGACGUAACGACGUAGCAUUGAUUUCUCAAAAAAAUAAUAAUGAAUGAGGCAAAAUCUGUUAUCUCUUAAAUAAUCUCUUUCAAAAACAAGAAUGUCUCAUUUCUGACUGCGCUAAUGCGGUGCAUUCCGAAUCCGCUAAAUGUGAACCGCUCAUGAUCAGUUAUUUUUGGAAUAAGCCGGUUUUUAUUUGCACUCGUUCGCUUUUAGGAUAUAUGUACCUCAUAAUUUUAUUCAUAAACUACCUAGCCUGGCUACCUAUAUAUCAAAUUUUUCAUCAGUGAAGGUUUUCUCGCACUUUACAACUUUUAGGUACCAUCCAAUGAUCCAAAACUAUAACCGAUCUCUUUAAUGUUUCAACGUGGCCAAUAAAACAUCACAGACUUUCAAAAACUCUUGCUGUCAACAGUUUAAGCAAGUCAAGACAGAUUGUUUUUAUUUUAUUUGAACAAGUAAUGUUCCCUAUAAUCAGGGAUUUAAUACCGCAAAUAGGCCGCGGAGCUAGGAAACACGUCUUAAAAGCACAGUAUAUACAUGUAUAUACCCCUUCCCAAUCUAAGUCUAUCAUCUGGAACCAUGCAAACUACAGCACCAGUGUUGUCGUUCCCCCCGAACCGAGUUCUAGAGAAAAAGAUCGGAGUUGCAAACAGUUUACCACGAUAGGGAAAAUAUUCAAUUAUAACACUCCGAAGGAGUUCGGCUCAGGCGAUAAAAUAAGUAUAGUUGGACUCGAUGAUAUCGGAAUGGCUAUAGUGUACACUCUGCUUGUUAAGGAAAUCACAAACAACAUAUGUAUGAUUGACAUGAAUGAAGAGAUCCUGCAAGGAGAGCAUAUGGAUCUCCAGUCUAGCGCACUUUUCCUUAAUAAUCCCAAGAUAACGUCUAGCAAAGAUCCUGCAGACACGGUGAACUCGAAGGUGUGCAUCAUCACGACCGGCACGUACAAGGGCCGGGACGAGAACGAGCUCGACUACGUAGCGCGCAACGCGGGGAUCAUUAGAGCCAUCGUCGGACCGCUAGCGAAGUACAGUCCAGACGCGAUAUACAUAGUGGCGAGCGAUCCAGUGGACAUCCUGAGCUACGUGACGUGGAAGCUGAUCGGCAUCAGGAAACAGAACAUCAUCGGCACGGGCACCAUGGUGGACACGGCGCGGUUCCGCUACAUGCUGGCCGAGAAGUUCGGGGUCGCCCCCGAGUGCUGCCACGCUUACAUCAUAGGACAGCACGGCGUAGCUAACAGCGUUCCCGUGUGGUCGAAUGUGAGCAUAGCCGGGGUGCGGCUGGUAGAUGUGAACCCUCAGAUCGGCACAGACAAGGACCCGGAGAUGUGGAACGAGGUGUACCGUGAUGCCGUGCGGUGCGACGGCCUGGUGCGACAGCUGAAGGGCAACGUCUGCUGGUCAGUCGGACUCGCUGUGGCCGAGAUCUGCAAAGCCAUAUUUACUAACUCUUACACCGUGCUUCCCGUGUCUACUUAUGUAAAGGGCGAACACUGCAUCAGAGACGAAGUGUUCCUGUCUCUACCGUGCGUGGUGGGCCGCGCAGGAGUCAUAGACAUCAUCAGACAGACGCUCUCGGAUGAAGAGGCGACAGUCCUGCGCCGGGGGGCGGAGAAUGUCGCCCACAUACAAGAAGCUGCCAACAAAAUUAUAUCUUAGUACAUGACUCCUGUUAUUUAGUCACGAAAUGAUGAUAGAGCAAGGUUCCUUUAAUGUGGAAGGUUUACAGGGUUUGCCUGAGUUUGAAGACAGAACAUCUAUUUCACUCAAAAGGAAUUUCAGACUUACAAUAUAUCUUCCCGGAAGUCGGGGAAAAGGUUGAAUGUUUCUUUCGUAAGCAAUUUCUAAUAGGUAUAGGUACUCGUAUCUGUAUGUUUUUCUUAUUAUUUUAAUAUUUUUUAAAUAUUUAUAUGUGUAUUGAUAGACAAGAUAACAUCUUUAUUAUUUUGAUUAUGUGUCUAAAUAUUGUGCUUGUAAAGAGACGUGACAAAGCCACGUCAAAUAUGAGCCUUUUGGAGGAUAAUUA